AUGUCGAUGAUAGGCUUACUUGAAGUCUUUAUAGCAUUCCUUUUCUUCUUUGUAUUCCAAUGUUUCUUCUUCCACACGAAAUCUGACGCCGGGCCUAUCCUCAAGGAAUGGCCGUUCCUCAGGAUGCCUCCUGGAAUGCUUGUCCAACUCCCUCGUAUCUACGACUGGACCGUCGAGGUUCUUGAGGCCACUGGUCUCACUUUUUCUUUCAAAGGGCCAUGGUGCACUGGAACGGACUUGUUAUUCACCGCCGAUCCAAGGAAUAUCAAUCACAUACUAAGCUCAAACUUUGGGAAUUACCCUAAAGGACCUGAAUUCAAGAAGAUUUUUGAUGUUUUGGGAGAUGGAAUCUUAGCCGUUGAUCUGGAGCUGUGGGUGGAACUGAGGAAGUAG
Messenger RNA from Arabis nemorensis, 393 nucleotides. Lineage: Eukaryota; Viridiplantae; Streptophyta; Magnoliopsida; Brassicales; Brassicaceae. The record is from the annotation of a GenBank genome assembly.